This is a messenger RNA of Filobasidium floriforme, 645 nucleotides long. RefSeq names its product putative elongation factor 1-beta (ef-1-beta). The annotation marks the transcript as partial. The record is from RefSeq and is a predicted model, not a curated record. Gene Ontology annotation, molecular function: translation elongation factor activity; guanyl-nucleotide exchange factor activity. Gene Ontology annotation, biological process: translational elongation. The transcript is spliced from 2 exons. Gene Ontology annotation, cellular component: eukaryotic translation elongation factor 1 complex; cytosol. NCBI's taxonomy places the organism in Eukaryota, Fungi, Basidiomycota, Tremellomycetes, Filobasidiales, Filobasidiaceae.
UUCGCCGCCAUUGCAGCCGCCCCCGACUCGAAGACCUACCCCCACGUCGCCCGAUGGUACAAGCACAUUGCCACCUGGGAGGCCGACCACGCCAACCUCAAGGGUGACGCCUCCAAGGCCCCCAUGUUGACCCUGCCCGCUGGUGAGGAGCCCGCUGCCGCCAAGGCCGCCGCUGCUGGUGCCGAGGAGGAGGACGACGAUGUCGACCUCUUCGGUUCCGACGACGAGGCUGACGAUGCCGAGGCCGAGCGAGUCAAGGCUGAGCGAGUCGCCGCCUACAAGGCCAAGAAGGACGAGAAGGCCGCUGCCAACGCCGCCGCCGGAAAGGACGCCCCCGUCGCCAAGUCGGUCGUCACCAUGCAGGUCAAGCCUUGGGACGACGAGACCGACAUGGCGGCCCUCGAGGCCGGCGUCAGGUCGAUCGAGAAGGACGGACUCGUUUGGGGUCUUUCCAAGUUGGUCCCCAUCGGUUACGGUAUCAAGAUGCUCCAGAUCAACUUGGUCAUCGAGGACGAGAAGAUCUCGCUCGACGAGCUGCAAGAGCAGAUCGCCGAGGACCACGAGGAGUACGUUCAGUCUUCCGACAUUGCUGCCAUGCAGAGUAAGUACUCGUCUUGCAGCAGGUACAGACAGGACAGCCGCUGA